Bipolaris maydis ATCC 48331 is the source of this 876-nucleotide messenger RNA. Its product is annotated as transmembrane protein 6/97. The record is from RefSeq and is a predicted model, not a curated record. Lineage: Eukaryota; Fungi; Ascomycota; Dothideomycetes; Pleosporales; Pleosporaceae. Gene Ontology annotation, cellular component: endoplasmic reticulum.
ACACCAAGCAAUACUAGCACCCACACCAGCACCGAGUAUCCACCCAGAGUACCCGCAUCUCGAACAAUCAUGGCUGUUUCUAUAUUCCAAAGGAAGAAGGACCUUGGGUACCUGGUCUUUUUCGUCAUACAUCUGCCCGUCAUGCUAGCAUUCGACCUGACAGGCUACUACCCCCUCUCCAUCAAGCCCACGUGGAUGACGACUGUCCGCGAAUGGUACGUCGCCACUUACGGUGAUCGCUUCUUCUACGCCACCCCAGCCUGGUUCUCCGCCUUCACUUUCCUCGAACUAAUCUACCAUGUCCCCGUCACCCUCUGGGCUAUCCCCGCUUUGCUGCGCAACGACCCGCGUGUACCUCUGGUGCUGCUGGUUUUUGGCCUCGAAGCGAGCAUAACGACGCUGGCGUGCGUUUCCGAGAUGCUGACUUGGGACGAGUUGACUCCUGCGCAGAGGGGACUGCAGGGGUUGGGCGGUAUGUAUGGUGGUUACUUGGUUGCUGGUAUCUUUAUGACGCUGGAUUGCUAUGCGAGGUUGGAUCAGAUGAUUGCGAGACAGCACAAGGGAUUGGAACCUGUGACUAAGAAGAAACUGUGAGCUUUACAGUCAUAUAUCGUGUCAAAGCUGCGUAUGCAUAGUACGAAGCAUACGGCGGGGUACUUACGAGUAUGUUUAAGCUUUGAGUUACUUAUCUUGUCUUGUAAGAGGUAUUGGAAUAACUCGGUACUGAGGCUAGGAAAUCACUACAUGCGUCAAGCCUAGUGACUUGCACGUGGGUGAAAUGGCAACACCUAAUACAGAAAAGAAAAUUGAACACAACAAAUCACCGCUCAAGAAAGUAACGUCAUUUCGGUACAUUUUACAAUCUGACAUUGCCUU